This is a messenger RNA of Varroa destructor (honeybee mite), 6574 nucleotides long. RefSeq lists its product as uncharacterized. NCBI's taxonomy places the organism in Eukaryota, Metazoa, Arthropoda, Arachnida, Mesostigmata, Varroidae. The record is from RefSeq and is a predicted model, not a curated record.
AUGUCAAAGGCGUGCGUUCACCUCUUAAAGUCAGCCCACGCUCAAGUGGCAUCAGUAUGUGAUCCCGUCUAAUUUUAGUUGUCCCCCUAUAAAACCGUAUUCGUGUAUUUUCAGUAUAGCCCUUUUGUCGUCUGGGUGUCGGCGUGUCUUCAUCGUGUGCGCUCGCCUGUUGUGCUCGUUCGUUCGUAUGGUUACGGCCCGUCUGAAAAUGACGGUGAUUAUUGUGUACUAGCUGGACAUAAACGUCCCGAAGGAGAUCAGAUGUUUGAAUGAAAAUUGGCUGAGGAAAAACAGCGUAUUGCUCUCUCCAUCCUCCAUAUUAUUAUUUAUUCAAAGCUGUUUUAUAUUUAUGUUACUCUAAGUAGCUGGCUAUUUCCACAGUAUUCUAUGUGCGCCCUGUUGCGCUGUAACGCGUUGCCGCUUUGGAGUAUCCGUUGCGUAUGGUACAUUUAAAGAGGCUGGAAGCUAUAGGUGAACCUUUAUCAAUCUAAAGCGGGAUAGAACGGAUCACGUAGCCACAUCAAGGCCAAGGAACCACCAUGCAGGAGGCGAUCCUGCUUUUGUUGGGUCUUCUAGGAACCAGCGAUGAACAACAUCUAAUUCCCGUCGAUGUUGUCCAUAGUGAAAAGCCGCAUCAGUUUCAGCUUACUUCUGCUGCAGCAAAGGAUCCAAUGUUCAUUCAUAGAGUGAUGCAGCCGCAGAGGGCUUUGCCCGUCACUUAUUCGCAUGACCCUGAUGUGAUAACUGUGGCGGAAAGUUCCUCGAUUGAAGAUAAAUACGGCCAAGAUCCCAUUGCCGCAAAACUUGAGAAACAGGAGACUGCCGAGGUAUCAGCUAUAGGAGUUCGUAACCGACGAGAAGUCCCCACGCAGGAAUCGCAAGACAGGCCUGACUACGAUCAUAAGGAUUCCUCAUCUGGAAACGUGGAAGAUGAUGGUAGCCCAGCAGAUGGGUUCGGGUACGAUCAUAACGAUAAGGCAAAAUUAGAGGAAGAAGUGGUUAGCGCUGAGCGAGCGGUGGCCAAGUACGACAAAAUGGAAUUUGAGAAAACCGUUGGGAGUGAUGACGGAAGUUAUGGACAAAAAGGAGUCGAUGGGGUUUAUGGGAGCGAGACCGACGCUGCAUAUAAGAAUGGUCAUGAAGACAGCUACGGAGCCGUUUCGGGAGACGGCACCGAUAAAGAUAGCGGGACGAGUUCAGUGUCUGAAAAUAACUAUGCUGUAAACGCCGACGAUAAUGGUGAUCCUGGAGAUCGGGGUGAUGAACGCGAUAUGAAUGCAAGUGACAACGACCACAGAUAUGGAAAUACAGACGACAGUGGCUACGAAAGCAGCGACCGUCAUAAUCCUGCUAGUGAUAACGAUUAUGAAUCAAAAGGUAGUGACAGCGGCGGUGGUAAAGAUGAAAACGGAAAUGACACUGGGAAUAAUCCAUCAAAAAAUCCUUCCGAUACUUCUGGAAGUGAAGCGAGCGGAGACGCUGGUAAUGACGUAGGCCGCUAUGAUGCCACGACAGACGACAACUACGGUGACUUUGAAAAAAGUGACUAUAGUAACGAACGCAACAAGGGUUUCAGUGAAGCUAGAGGGGAUGGCAAUGAGAAGAAUCAGGGAUAUGAAAAUCCAGACGAAGGUCGCCGCAACUAUGGCGAAAACGACAAUUAUGCCGAAUGGAGUAGCAGUGACAAACCGGUGAACCGAGAAGAAUCGUAUUCAAGAUCGCUCGAUUUCCAUGAGAAGCCUAAACCCAAACUGAAACCGUAUCGGGAAAUUCUCGAGGAAGAGGAUCGGAAAAAUGAAGGUGCUUCGUCUGAAAGAACUGAUGAUGGCUACGACGGCAAGACCGAAGGCUUUGAUGGUAAUUACAAGGCCGAAGGGUUCAAUGGUGAUGAAGUUACUGGUGGAAGCGAUGAGGACAACGGAGGAAGCGAAGGACGUAGCGAAGCUGAUGGAAAUCAAGAGACUGCUCCCGACGGAUAUAGUGAAGCUGUUCGCACCCAUGUUGAAGCUUCCUAUAGCGAAGCUGGAGAAAUAAAUGAAGCGACUGAUCGACCAAAAAGUAACGAAGAGAAGUACGCUGCCUUAGACGGACCUGACUACGAGUCCCAGAGGGGCACUGAUUAUUAUGAUCGAAAUGAAGACAAAACUGAUGGACAGGUGUCAGCUGGAAUAGAAACCGUUCAGGAAUCGCCAACGGUCAUUAAAACGAUCAUAAUACCACGAGCGCCAUACAGAAAAGGUAGCACUUCAUAUAAGAAUGAUUCUGGUGAACCAAGUCAACUCCAAAGGAGACAAAAGAGGGAUACAACUCAGGACAGCUUGCCCACCUCGCGAGUAAAGGAGCUUAUUGCCCAACAGAAAUCAGCGAUUUACUUUACGUCAACACCGUUUCAACUAAGGGGCAACAAUGAAAGCGGAAUGAGAAUUAUGCCAUCGUCAUAUGAUGGAAUCGUUACCAGCUCUGGGGUCAUAGACGACAAUGCGCCCCAACGAAAGCAGAUUAAUUCAACAUCGAAGAGUGCCACACGGGCUGUAAACUACUCAAGUGAAGAAGGUCUCAUACCUUUUAAACAAACUGCGCUCGAAAACAGUUACCUUGCUCGAACGCGUAGGGAACUUGGGCCAGCGUCACCUGGCAUGGAUUUUGCAGAUCAACGAUUCCUCAUUGGUGGUUUCAAGCCGAUGUUUCCUGUCGACGACCCUGGUGAAGGACCAUACGAUCUAAAGGACGGCCGAGAGCCCUCGAACAGAAUGGGAGAAGCCCUUGACAUACUGCCACGAGGUGACUUCGGAAGGGGCGAUGACGAUGGUGGUGGAGAUCGCUUGAAGGCAGAGAGUAUUAGUCCUGCCACUCUUGAUCACAAUACUAAUUCACCGGCCAACUAUAACGCCCCAUACGGACCUGCGCCAGUGCCGACGCGCGCACCAUAUGCCAAUUUACCACAAAUUUUACAUUAUCCGCUGCCCGCCUUUAGAGGAAGGUUGGAACUUCGAGGAGCCUCUAGUCCUUCUAAUCCAUCAUUAUCUGAUACUUCUCUUCCGUUAUCGAGUUCUUCCCUUCAAAGCGAUAACCCCGCACUCCCGCUUUCACUGAAACAGGUCAGUCCGGCUUCCUUCUCAGACGAGCCAACAGGGACGACGGUAACUGACGUGCCGCCGAUUAGAGUCACGAUGGGUCGAAAUCGGGGUACGCGUUACAAACGUGAAUAUACGCGAAACCUCCAGAAACGGGAUAUUCACCAACAUACAUACGGGAAACACAAUAGUCGGAAGACACACAAAGCCACAACACCUAGUAGACCGGUGUAUCGCAAGCAAUUUUAUUGGGCACCUGUUGGGACCGUAACCCAACACCAGCAGUCCCAACUUGCAAAACCGCCUCGACGAGCUCGCAGAAGUACUGCUGGAGCCAAGAUUUAUAGUGUCGAGGUCUUUCAACCAAAGAAAACUUUAUUCCAUACCCAAAACGUAUCAUCAUUGAAAGUAGACAGCACGGAGCCGAAAAUGUUCUCUGAUGGCAAGAACGUACCGAAGACGAUCGCAAGAUCCAAAAGUAGUGCGUACAGAAAAAAAAAGUUUUACAGAAGUUCUGAAUCAGACGAAAAUUGCAGACUUAGUGCUGAAGAGAGUCGUAUCCAGUCAUCUGCUGUGGCUUCACCAAGAUCCAAAGUUGUUGAUUUAAAGGUAUCUGUUAGCAUGAAAUCGACUAGUACAAAAGGUUCAAGAAAACGGCCGAAUUCCGCGACCGAAUCAAUUAUUACUGCUGGUACGAGCAACGAGGGAGCAAUGUGGGGCUUACAGCUAGCUAAAAAGAAAGCCAGUGACAAAAAACAAUCUAAAAUUAUGAUUAUUAAUAAUGGAGAAGUACAAAUGAAAGCACCGCUAUUUAUUGCUGCGCCGACUCCAAAACCCGUAAAAGGUAUUUUGCAACGGCUCGGCUUUAGCCGUACUAUGCCAGCGAAGGGUUUCGAAAAACAAAUAGCUUCGGAUAUCCUUGGAAGUCUCGAAAACAAGGAGCAGAUGAUUUUCUAUCCUGACGAGACAGAGCAUAGUGCAGGGAAAGACGAAAUGCAGGAUAAACCUUACCGGAGAAAGAGACAUUCAAGGAAAAAAUACCGCACAAAUCGUUUUCAACCUACACAUCAUCGUGACGACGAUUCCAGGGAAAAAUUUAGACCAAUGUUUGACGGCAAUGGAGAGGAACCUUGGAAUCCUAUUGAGAUAACAGCUCGUACAAAACCGGUAAAAUUAUUAGUUUUGCCGUCAAGCCGCAAAGAACCGGAGAAGCAAGCCAAUGAACGACUAGAAAUCAUCUAUAAAUACCCUCGGGGCUCGCGACAGGUAUACCGUGAAUACCGACCUAGCCAUAGCAAUGGUCGCGUCAAAGAGCGAAUUGUAGUGUAUCGUAACAGUUUUAGCGAUCAUGUCGUAGCUUUUCCAGGUAAACACGAUCAAAAGCAUGACAUUAAUACAGAUAAAAUCUUCAUGAAGAGAUCCGAAGACCCCAAGAUUAAGAUUAUAGCUUUGCGAAAGGAGGAUUUAGCCCCACAGAGACCAACCAGCGAUCCUGGUCGUUUUAAUAUUUCAACACCGUACGACAUGAAAAAAGGUUUUGUCAUCUUGGGUAAACCACUUGAUGGUGGGGGUCCUAUGGGAGCAGGCCGACUUGUGCGAAAGGCGAGAUUAAAUGGACGAACAGUCGACUUGGUCAAAAAGCCCGAAUCCGGUUUUGCCGAGAUCACGGUCUCGUCAAUGAUUAGGGUUAACGGAGAUUGAAAAGCGUCUUAGAUCGACAUCAAUGUUGUCAGCAGAUUGUAUUUAGCAUAGUUAUAGAGUUAUAAGGGUAAAAAGGCCCAAAAUAUCUGUUAUAACCCCUGCGUUAAUCAACCAUUACAUUUCAAUAUAAUCGUCAUUAAUUCGCGGCGUAAUUAUAUUGCUAAUAUGCUCAAAUUAAGCCUAAGUAAAUCUGAUCAAUAUACUGACAGAGCCUUAAAAAUUAAUUUAAGAGCCGUGCGUAACCUACUGCCACUAUUCGAAUAAAACCGCGUAAAAGUUAAGCGACAAUUUUAAAUUAAGCGUACAAUAUAGAAAAGUCAGCGGGUCUGAAAGUUCCCACAGGUUUACUCACAUGGCCUUGUGAAUGUUGGCAAAGAUCAAAGUACAAAGGCAGAGGACACUAUAUGAUUAUAUGAUGAGGCAGUAUUAAAUGUUUUACGUUACCAACUAGCUUCAGCCUAGCAAAGAAGAUCUAAUAAAUAAGAUAAUCUACUCUGGUUAAUUAUGUUUGCUGUGCAAACGUCGCGUUCUGUUCAAUACUGCUUACUUUCAUCUUCAACUGUAUUUACUCACUUUAGUGUAUUAUUCAUCCUAAUAAACAAAGGUUUUAGGACUGUUUGUACGCCUUACUACUUUUAGAAGCCCAUGUUUACGUCGAAAUUUAUUGAUAACUUUGAAGAAUGACAACGCAUUCGAACUACUGCGCUGGUCGACAGGAAAAUAACAGUAGGGAGUAUUAUAUAAAACGUGUUUAAUUAACUUUUAAUUAAUAUAUUUGUGUUAGUGUCACGUUGUUCAUAAAUAAUCUGCAUUUAUAAAGUCCAUUCAGCUGUCGUCUAACAUCGACCAGAUUUGCCCACGGUUUGUCUUAGCUUCUACCCUUACUAUAACUUAACUUUUAAAAUUAGCGUCACCAACUGAAUGGCUCAUAUCACAUUAAACACGUUUCGACAGGACGCGUUCUAACAGAAUCGAUAUUAACAACUUGUCCUGCCUACUUAGUAAGAUGUAUACGAUGAGAUUCGCCUUUAUUUCUUAUACUGCGAACCUUUCUUGGAAGAAUGACCUUUCAAUAUCAAUCGCCAGCUGAAGAACUGGGAAGGUAUUUAGGCAUUGUUAGAUGAGUUGAUGGAGUGUUAGGGUAUUUAGAAAACAAGCAAAUUUUCCAUAGAGUUUUGGCAAGAAAAUAUUCAUUCGAAUAUAUUCUAGAGAAAUAAAUAUCACUUUCGAGAUGGGAUAAUACUGAUUCUCAAAAACAGUGUUACCUGUAUAUAUAAAUUAGCCCUAUUUUUUUGUAUAUUUAUGUGUAUUAUUAUUAUUACGACGGGACGAGCAUUACGCAUCUGUUGAAAUGAUACAGAGAUAAAACGAGGAUUUCUCUAAGUCUGACGAUUUUUAAGAAUAGUUUCGACUUCGAUACAAUGAUGUUUUAUUUCUAAUUAUUUUCCAAUUGUAUGCUAUUUAUUUAUUAGGCUGGCGAUGUUACUGUAUAUAUAUAUAGGAAGGUUUAGAGAACUUAGAAAACCGAAAGAGUUAAACGACGACCAUAAGUUUGAUGUCAUCCCGCGGCUGCCUAUUUACAUUACAAUGUAACUCCAUUUUCCUUUUGGUCAAUAAAUAUCGCAAAAACCUAAUUCCUAACUACACGAAAAAUUUACAACGACGAGGAAGUUAGUCAAAUAUAUUAUGAUAAUAAUAUGUUUCAUUGACAAACUUGCAACUACAAAAGCGCAUCAAUUUGUACCUGUCUCACAGGACUAGAAUCUAAAACCUUAUAGUUUUGAGAUACUAACACUCCC